Messenger RNA from Zingiber officinale, 677 nucleotides. Its product is annotated as polyamine oxidase 3-like. Gene Ontology annotation, molecular function: polyamine oxidase activity. The transcript has 6 exons. Gene Ontology annotation, cellular component: peroxisome. Bases 114 to 677 code for a protein of 187 amino acids. The record is from RefSeq and is a predicted model, not a curated record. Gene Ontology annotation, biological process: polyamine catabolic process. NCBI's taxonomy places the organism in Eukaryota, Viridiplantae, Streptophyta, Magnoliopsida, Zingiberales, Zingiberaceae.
UUUCUGCCCAAAUAGAGUCCUUUUUGUGACCUAUUUCUGCGUAAAUUUUUAGUCACAAAAUCUUCAAUUUUUUGACUGAUUUCAGGUCGAUUCUUAGGGCUUCCAGUCGUGAGAUGUUGGUGUUCAAGCUUAGUAGAGUUUUGAAUCUACUCAUCCCUUUUUCAAUGAUUUCCAGCAUCAAUUUGGAUUUUUCUGCAUCAUUCUAUCAGAAGACUGAAGCAAGGCAAUCUCACUCUCCUUCUGCCAUUGUCAUUGGUGGUGGAUUUGCAGGGAUUGCAGCUGCUCAUGCACUGAAAAAUGCGGCUUUUCAGGUUGUGCUUUUAGAAUCUCGGGAUAGAAUUGGUGGUCGAGUUCACACUAACUACUCAUUUGGUUUUCCUGUUGACAUGGGAGCAGCCUGGUUGCAUGGUGUCUACAACGAGAAUCCAUUGGCAUCUUGGAUUGGAAGACUUGGUCUACCAAUUUAUCGAACUUCUGGUGACAAUUCUGUCUUGUAUGAUCAUGACUUGGAGAGGCUAACAAACUCAGGAGCUACUUAUCAACAGAUCAUGGACAAGAUCUUCCAGAAGCAAAUCGGGCGGAACAUGGAAGUUUAUGUAGACAACAUCCUCAUCAAGUCUACUGUAGCAACAAACCUUAUCACUGAUGUGGAGGAAACCUGUGGCACGCUGCGGUAA